UUACAGUAGAUUGUAACAUGGGAUCAGGCAUAUCCUGUAAUCCACAACACGAGAGAUCCUCUCCUACAUCAAAACCGGAUGGAGGGAGGGUGGUGAAAAUUAUUCAUUUUAAUGAUGUGUACAACAUUGAGGCGCGAGAUCAGGAACCUGUAGGGGGAGCGGCAAGGUUUGUUCAGAAGAUAUCAGACAUUUUAGCAGAGGAGGAGAUGUUAGUAAUUUUUAGUGGAGAUGCCUUCAACCCCUCCCCAAUGAGCACAAUGUUUAAAGGAGUACAGAUGGUUCCAGUACUUAACGCUUGCAAUAUCGCUGCUGCUGUUUAUGGAAAUCACGACUUUGAUUUUGGCCUGGACGACUUAAUGGAGCUAAAGAGUUCGUGUAACUUUCCUUGGUUGAUGACCAAUGUCAUCGACAAGGAGACAGAUCGCCCCUUAGGGGACGGUAUGGAGUACUUAGUGUUGCAGUACAAAGAUAUCAAGGUGGGAGUAUUGGGACUGGUAGAGUCAGGUUGGAUGGAAACAUUGAGUACGAUUGAGAUGUCGGAGAUAGAGUACCAAGACUAUGUGGAAGCAGCCGAUCAUUAUGGAAGUAUCCUGAAAGAAGAACACGGAGUUGACCUGGUGGUGGCGCUGACUCACAUGAGAUGGAACAAUGACCGGAGACUGGCAGCUUGUGCAAAACACGUGGACCUCAUUUUAGGAGGACAUGACCAUAACUACGGGGUUGAACAGGUAAACAACAGAACGAUUAUCAAGAGUGGCACAGAUUUCAGGGAACUGUCUAAAGUAACUUUAGUAAUCGACUCUGAAAAUAAGGUUAAAACAAUUGUAGAGAAAGUUAUCAUCACUUCGGAGAUUCCUGAGAACGAGAAUAUACAACUGCACGUGGCUGAUUACCAAGAAAAAGUAGGCGCUCAAAUGGAUAAAAUAAUAGGAGAGUUUGGGGUUCCCUUGGAAACAAGAUUUAGUGAAGUCAGGACUAAAGAAACUAAUAUGGGUAAUUUUAUAACCGAUGUUAUGAGAGUUGCAUUGCGAGCAGAUGUGGCCAUACUUAACAGCGGAACGAUGAGAUCAGACUGUAUAUUUCCUCCAGGAAAGUUCCGAAUGAGAGAUUUAUCAGCAAUUCUGCCGAUAAUGGACGAGCUUCUUCUUCUAGAGUGCACAGGGUCCCAGCUGCUGAAGGCUUUAGAGAACGGAGUAUCUAAAUACCCAGAGUUAGAGGGCAGAUUCCCGCAGCUCUCAGGAGUUCAAUUCCAGUUUGAACCUAAGAGAGAACCCGGCAGUAGAAUUCUACAAGAUUCUGUUUACGUUCUGGCUGAGCCCCUCGACCUUCAGAGAAUCUACAAAGUAGCAGUAAAGGAGUACAUUUCACGCGGUAAAGACGGUUAUACUGUAUUUUUAGAGUGUCCCAGAAUUGGAGGUGACGACGACGGGCCAAUUUUAGACACUCUUAUUCUUAACCAUUUUGAGGAAGUUCAGAGGCAAAAAGAGUGCAGAAAGAUCAGAACAGAAGCUCCACAAUUACUGAAAAGGAAAUCAAUACAUCGUCAGAAUUCUCUACUUAUGGACUUCCCGCAUCUUGCAAAUGGUUCGAGUAUACGAAGAUACUCACGCUUAGAACCCCAGUGCUACCUGAAGAAUCACGAAUUAGUUGAGGCUCAGAUCCAAACAUUACGUCCUGUAGUAUGCGGAAGAAUACGAGUUGCUGAAGAGCCGUUACCUAAUGGUAAUAUUACUACUUCUGAUGGUAAUACUACUACGUCAAACACAGAGGAAACACUAACCUGAAAACACAGCUUGUAACUGUCACCAAGAUGUAACUAUGUCGAACGGAAAAAUUAGGUCUCUCGCAUGAAUUAAGUCUCAAGCAGGCACGGCUUUUAAGUGUAUUUACAUGUAUAGCACGCGCCUGCUUGACAGAUGUUACUCGUCUAAAUUUCUUCGAAGUAGCGCGCGCCGCUUUCUUCUCCAAAUAUUAGCCCAAAAUAUUUGCCUCGAAAUAUUGGCCCGAUGGCAAGUGCUACGAAGUAGCGCGCGCCGGGCCAGACCAUUAACAAUGGUCAAGCGCCUGCGUGAGACAUAAUUCCUGCGUGAUACUUAAUUUCCCCGUUCGACCUAGUAACAUCUUGGUGACAGUUAUCUUAUUGUUUUGUAGCGUAGGGUUUUGGUAAAGUCAGUAGAAUGUUAAAGUCAAUAAAAACUAAACAGUAGUGUCACGUGUCAAUAUUUUCACAAUUCAGUUGUUGGCCAAAUUGAGACAAAUUGAGAAGUGGUCGUGAUUUUAAUUUAUUUUAGGGGUUACAGUAAAUAACAUGUGUACAUGUAUAUAAAGAUAUAAUAACAUGUAAAUUAUAACAUGUAAAUAACAUGUAAAUAACAUGUGUACAUGUAAAUAAAAGAGCACAUGUGAAUAAAAGAGCACAUGAGAUAAUUGCAUAAUUUGUAAUUGGAAAUGAGUCAUGAUAUACCGAUUCGAUAUUUUAAACUGUAAAUUAUAUAAAUUGAUUGAAGUGAUUGUAAAUAGGUUUUAUUUUAUACUUUAUUUGUAUUUGUUAGAGUUAGAGACAGUAUAACUUCGACCGACCGUGACCCUCGUUUUGGUUUUGUUUUGCAGUGGGAUUUUAUACUGCAGCCCCGAAAUUGAUUUACUGGUAAAUCAUUAAAUUAUCUAGUUCUAUUCAAUGAACGGAUAAUUUAUCCUUUCCCACGAAAUGAAGCCUGAUUUAAACCAGGGUUUUACUGUAUUAGUUUAUAUCCUAGUUCGUUUUAUUCAAUAAUAAAUUA
Molecule: messenger RNA, 2780 nt
Organism: Bolinopsis microptera
Lineage: Eukaryota; Metazoa; Ctenophora; Tentaculata; Lobata; Bolinopsidae
Product: mannosylglucosyl-3-phosphoglycerate phosphatase-like
Exons: 18
Coding region: 18-1784 (588 amino acids)
Biological process (GO): nucleotide catabolic process
Molecular function (GO): hydrolase activity
Source: RefSeq, a predicted model, not a curated record